GCACCAGCACCAGGCUCCAGGUCGAGAAAUUCCCGCAAAAGUUCAAGUGACAAUUUCCCAGCCAAUAAGAACUUUGCCGACAACGUCAACGCAAAUUGAAUUCGAAUCGAUUGUCUCUCGAUCUUCAUCGAUUCAUUACGCGCAGGAAUAAGAAACCAACCGCAAAGUUUCCAGUGUGAAAGUUAGUCUGGCUCUGUUCGUGUGGCAGUGCAACCGUGAGGAAACCGAAAACUGUUGAAAUGAGUUCCCCCAGACCAGAAAUAAACCAAUUAACCGGACUUGUUCUUGUGUAAUAAAUAAAUUGCCAACAAUUAUGACUUGCGAAUACCACUCAAGCAUAAUCAAAUGAAAUGUCAAACAUAAUAUUUGUGGCAACAGUCGUGCAACGUGCAGUGGCAGUAGCAUAAAAAGGUCAAAGAAAGUCGAAAAACUCGCAGCAAACAUUUAUUUGAAACUCGCAGUCAUCCAACAUCAGAAGUCACAAUCCAACUCCGGAAAUCGAGUCGGAUACACCGCAUAUGUGAGGGCAACCGCAGCCCGAAGGACGAAGGCGGUUGCGGUUGUGGAGGCGGAAGCGAAAAAGAAGGCGGACCAUGCCCUCUGCAGAUCAGAUCCUGUUCAUAAAUGUCACCACUACGGUGGCAGCGGCGGCUCUUACCGCGGCGGCGUCCGUAGGCACUGCGAAAUCCGGCGGAAGUAAUGAAGCUGGGUCUGGCCUCGAGCGGCCGGAGGGCACGACUCCGGCGUCUGCCAACGUGUCCGGGUCACUGGUCGAGGGUCUGACAACUGUGGCGGCGGGUCUAGGCACCGGCCAGCCGGAGGCAGACUCGGGGGAGUGCGGAGGCGGCGUGGAGGAGCUGCACGCCAGCAUACUGGGAAUUCAGUUGGCGGUGCCCGAGUGGGAGGCACUACUGACCGCCCUGGUCCUGUCGGUCAUCAUCGUCCUGACCAUUAUUGGAAACAUUCUAGUGAUCCUGAGCGUGUUCACCUACAAGCCCCUACGCAUCGUCCAGAACUUUUUCAUCGUUUCGCUGGCGGUGGCCGACCUCACGGUGGCCCUGCUGGUGCUGCCCUUCAACGUGGCCUACUCGAUCCUAGGCCGCUGGGAGUUCGGAAUUCACCUGUGCAAGCUGUGGCUCACCUGUGACGUGCUCUGCUGUACGAGCUCCAUUCUUAACCUGUGUGCCAUCGCACUGGACCGCUACUGGGCCAUCACGGACCCGAUCAACUACGCCCAGAAGCGGACGGUGGGCCGGGUCCUGCUUCUCAUCUCCGGCGUGUGGCUGCUGUCGCUCCUGAUCAGCAGUCCGCCACUGAUAGGCUGGAACGACUGGCCCGACGAGUUUACCAGCGCCACACCCUGCGAGCUGACAUCGCAGCGCGGCUAUGUCAUCUACUCGUCGUUGGGGUCAUUUUUUAUUCCGCUGGCGAUCAUGACCCUGGUCUACAUCGAAAUAUUCGUGGCAACACGUCGACGUCUGCGAGAGCGAGCCAGGGCGAACAAGCUCAACACCAUUGCCCUCAAGUCCACGGAACUGGAGCCCAUUACCAACUCCUCGCCGGCAGGGGCCUCUGCUUCCGCUGCGGGGUCUAAGUCCCGCCUACUAACCAGCUGGCUGUGCUGCGGGAGGGAUCGGGCCCCCUUCGCCGCGCCCAUGAUCCAAAACGACCAAGAGAGCAUCAGCAGUGAGACUCACCCGCCGGUGCAGGAGGCCUCCAGGACCGGACCCGGCUCGCACAUCUCCAGCGACCAGCAACAGCACGUGGUCGUGCUCGUCAAAAAGUCGCGCCGCUCCAAGAUCAAGGACUCGAUAAAGCACGGCAAGGCCAGAGGCGUCCGUAAAUCGCAGUCCUCGUCCACCUGUGAGCCCCAUGGGGAGCAGCAGCUGCUGCCAGCUGGCGGAGGCGGGCAGUCCGCCGGCGGGAAGUCGGACGCAGAAAUCAGCACGGAGAGCGGCAGCGAUCCCAAAGGAUGCAUUCAGGUCUGCGUAACACAGACGGACGAGCAGACCUCGCUGAAGCUGACCCCGCCCCAAUCCUCGACAGGAGCUGCCGUCGCAUCCGCCACGCCCCUGCAGAAGAAGGCCAGUGGCGUGAACCAGUUCAUCGAGGAGAAGCAGAAGAUCUCGCUGUCCAAGGAGCGGCGGGCCGCACGCACCCUUGGCAUCAUUAUGGGCGUGUUCGUCAUCUGCUGGCUGCCCUUCUUCCUCAUGUAUGUCAUCCUGCCGUUCUGCCAGAGCUGCUGCCCCACGAACAAGUUCAAGAACUUCAUCACCUGGCUGGGCUACAUUAACUCCGGCCUGAACCCGGUCAUCUACACAAUAUUCAACCUCGACUACCGACGGGCCUUCAAGCGCCUGCUGGGCCUGAACUGAGAACGACUGGGGGUGUGGGGGGGAGCCGGAGGAGAUGGGCGCUGGCGCCGGGACGGAAGGACUGAGAGGGAGAGCAUUACUCAAAGCUAGUGCCAAACUUAAGGAGGUGACCACGUGAACGUAACCGAUCAGUAGAGAUCUCAGCCGAAAUGGAUGGUUUUCAUGAAGAAUGGGUAUCUGCAAUAUUGUUUUCAUAUACAUAGUUUUAUAAGUUUUCUUCAGCCCUAAAGGUGAAAUAAUUUAAAAGAUCCCCAUUAUUUGUUCUUGACUGUUUUUAGUUUAAUAUUUAAAAAACACUAUUAAAG
Molecule: messenger RNA, 2680 nt
Organism: Drosophila bipectinata
Lineage: Eukaryota; Metazoa; Arthropoda; Insecta; Diptera; Drosophilidae
Gene: Oct-TyrR
Product: Octopamine-Tyramine receptor
Biological process (GO): adenylate cyclase-activating adrenergic receptor signaling pathway
Cellular component (GO): plasma membrane
Molecular function (GO): octopamine receptor activity
Source: RefSeq, a predicted model, not a curated record